AUGACAGCCCCCGAGCUCAAAUCGUGGCUUAAAUCCGGCUCCUCCACUUCAUCGGGAUGGACAAAGGAUGACGGGUCCGGAGAGUCGGUUGGUCAUGAGAGUGGGAGGAAGAUUGUGGAGAUUUUGGAGAAGAAUCCGGGGAGGGAGAGGGAGGGGUAUGAUGAUGAUGAUCUGGCGCAUAUGAGAAAAGUGGUUGCGUAUUGUAAGAGACAUCUUGCGCAGGAAGAGAAGGCGAAGCAGGAUACGGAGAGUAAGAGUUAUAAGAGUUUGAAGAAUUGGGGACAUGAUGCGCAGAAGACUUCGUAA
Messenger RNA from Glarea lozoyensis ATCC 20868, 306 nucleotides. RefSeq lists its product as uncharacterized. The coding region runs from base 1 to 306 and encodes 101 amino acids. The transcript has 2 exons. The record is from RefSeq and is a predicted model, not a curated record. Lineage: Eukaryota; Fungi; Ascomycota; Leotiomycetes; Helotiales; Helotiaceae.